Oncorhynchus keta (chum salmon) is the source of this 1777-nucleotide messenger RNA. RefSeq names its product beta-1,3-galactosyltransferase 1-like. The record is from RefSeq and is a predicted model, not a curated record. Gene Ontology annotation, molecular function: N-acetyl-beta-D-glucosaminide beta-(1,3)-galactosyltransferase activity. Bases 386 to 1651 code for a protein of 421 amino acids. Gene Ontology annotation, cellular component: membrane. Lineage: Eukaryota; Metazoa; Chordata; Actinopteri; Salmoniformes; Salmonidae. The transcript has 2 exons.
CCAAGCUUGGUGAUUUACUGCCAGCUGCAGUGAUGGAAUGUUUGCUGGUCCCUCCUGCUGACCUGUGAUGGAAUUAUAUGAUUCUUCCUUAAUUAACCCAUUGGAAAUUACACCUAGUUGACAACUUCAAAAUGGUGAAAGUCCUCAAUGGCGGUGCCCAUGCUAAAACUGAGGUUUUGGGUCACGAGAGUGCUCUAUCUAUCUCUAUGGUUCACACACACAUAAAGGGGCAGGUUAACAGCAUGAAAUUGACACAUGGUAUACAAAUCAUAUUAACUCCCCCCUUUGCUACAUAGGACACAUGUAUUUAUUGUAUGACAGAAGAGUUGACCGAGGUGGAAUGACCUAAACCUGACAGCCAUCCCCAGCUAGAUAGAUCUCCAACAUGGUGGAAGAUGGCACUAAGAAAGGAGGAAGGAGUCAGGAGAUGGAGGAAGGUGGGAGACGCUGCUGGUCUGGUUUUCGUUGCCGUUUCCUCAUCCUGCUCGUCACCGUGGCGGCCAUCUUGUUCUUCACCAACCACAAGUCAGCAGAGUGUGUCCCAAGAUGGUGGGCAGAAUACCACGGUCGUUCCGUCAACUCCAGUAGCGAAGCAGUUUCUCUCAACUCCACUGGUUUUACCAUAGACGUUCAUGAAACUGCGUCUGCCAAUUCAACAGAUCGUCAGACUUCACGUAUCCACUCUACUCAACAGGCCAUCGAACUCAACACAACACAUCAUGAAACUAGUUCCAUCACCUCUGCACUGACCAUCAUCACUAAUCUGAUCACAGAGGUCAAGGCCGUUCUGGCCACUCCUCCUCCGUAUGUGUCCCCAGGACCGUACCAUGUAGAAUACCCAUCAGAGUACAUCUUCAUCCUGGAUGAGCCAGAGAAAUGCCGGGAGCAGAACCCCUUCCUGGUUCUGAUGGUGCCAGUGGCGCCCUAUAACAGGGAGGCUCGUGAGGCCGUCCGCAGGACUUGGGGCAGUGAGAGGCAGGUACUGGGCAGAGAGGUUCGUCUGUUCUUCCUGCUGGGACUGUCCAGUGGAGAGGAGACAGAGCAGCUCCAGGAGAAGGUGCUGCAGGAGAGCAAAGAGCACCAGGAUCUGCUGCAGAGCGACUUCAUAGACAGCUACAAAAACCUGACCAUCAAGACCAUGGUGAUGAUGGAGUGGCUGAGCUCUCGCUGCCCCAACGCCUCCUACGCCAUGAAGAUCGACUCAGACAUGUUCCUCAACGUGAAGACCUUGGUCAACAUGCUGCUUCACGCUCCAACACAGAACUACCAGACUGGACUAGUGGCCCGACGGGGAGCCGUUCUAAGAGACCAUAACUCCAAAUGGUACCUUCCAAUGGAGGUGUUUCCUGAACCAGUAUAUCCACCUUAUGCUCUGGGCCUGGGCUAUGUCUUCACCUUAGACCUCCCCAGGAAGCUGGUGGAGGCGUCCAGGCAUGUUAAAGCCGUCUACAUAGAGGAUGUGUAUCUGGGACUGUGUAUGAGACACCUGGGCAUCCGGCCUACUGCCCCCCCCAGUGGAAACCUCUUCCAUGUUUCCCCUGUGGCUUAUGACCGCUGCACCUACUCACGGCUGAUAGCCACCACCACACACAGUAUCACUCACCAGGUCAACGCAUGGACAGACCUACACAAACCUGGUCCUCCCUGCUGAUCUCAUACAGUAACAGACUGACUGAUGUACCAAUCACUUCCUUCGUUUUUUUGUUCUUGCGAACAAUGUAAAUCUGGUGAAUUUGUAUUUUGCAUUUCCACUUUGAUUAAAUCGUUUAACAAUCAU